Molecule: messenger RNA, 2838 nt
Organism: Leptosomus discolor (cuckoo roller)
Lineage: Eukaryota; Metazoa; Chordata; Aves; Leptosomiformes; Leptosomidae
Source: RefSeq, a predicted model, not a curated record
CUGGAAAAUUACUCUGAUGCUCCUAUGACCCCAAAACAGAUUCUCCAGGUCAUAGAGGCUGAAGGACUGAAGGAAAUGAGCGGCACUUCCCCCCUGGCCUGCCUCAACGCCAUGCUCCACUCCAACUCGCGGGGAGGCGACGGGCUCUUCUACAAACUGCCCGGACGCAUCAGCCUCUUCACGCUGAAGAAGGAUGCCUUGCAGUGGUCUCGGAAUCUGUCUGUGCCAGAAGGGGAGGAGCUGGAGGACACAGCAGACGCAGAAAGUUGUGAGUCCAAUGAAGCAAGCACUGUGAGUGGUGAUAACGAUGUGUCUCUGGAUGAAACCUCCUCUAACGCCUCGUGUUCCACUGAGUCUCAGAGCAAGGGACCAGCUGCUACCAGGGAGAGCUGCAGAACCGCCUCGCAGACCACCAAACAGAAGAAGAAGACCGGCGUCAUGCUGCCGCGCGUUGUCUUAACACCGCUGAAAGUCAACGGGGCGCACGUGGAGUCUGCCUCGGGCUUCACGGGAAGGCAUGCUGAUGGGGAGAGCAGCAGCACGUCCAGCAGCAGCAGCAGCUCUUUGGCCCUGUGCAAAGCCACCUUGCGUAGCAGAACAGAAAUAAACAGGGAUCCUCCGCAGCUCCUGAGAGGCAUCCGAAAGCCCUCGGCUGGGCAAAUGAAGCGGAACAGGGGCGAGGACAUUGACUUUGAAACACCCGGUUCCAUUCUCGUCAACACCAACCUGCGAGCGCUGAUCAACUCCAGGACCUUCAACGCGCUCCCGUCGCACUUCCAGCAGCAGCUGCUUUACCUCCUGCCCGAAGUGGACAGACAGGUGGGGGCUGACGGGCUGAUGCGCCUCAGCGGCAGCGCCCUCAACAACGAGUUCUUCACCCACGCGGCGCAGAGCUGGCGGGAGCGGCUGGCCGAACUGUUGGUAGUGGGUGAAUUCACCCAUGAGAUGCAAGUUCGGAUCCGGCAGGAGAUGGAAAAGGAGAAGAGAGUGGAGCAAUGGAAGGAGAAGUUCUUUGAGGACUACUAUGGACAAAAGUUGGGCUUGACCCAAGAAGAGUCCCAGGAGCAGAAUUCGGUGCAAGAAGACGCCGAGAACAGGACGGGACUGGCUGUUAAAGGAGAAGCCAGGCUGCCGCGCGGUCCUGCUGCCCGGCAGAGAGACGGGCACUUCAAGAAGCGCUCCCGAGCCGACCUGCGGUGCAGAGCCAGGCGGAGCCUCUACAAAUUGCGGGAACCCGAGCAGACGGAGGCUUCCAAAGAGGCUGCUUCCGUGGGCCCCGAUUCCUCUCUCCGUAAAGAGGCGAAGCCCGAGCUAGACCUGAAGAAGGAUGACCUGACCGGCCCCUCGGCCGCGGCGCUGAAGCCGGAGAGUUCGGAGUCGCACCUCUCGGCAGAGGCUUCCAGAUUGCACAGUCAAUCGGAAGAUCCGUCGCUGGCCGCUGCAAACAGAAUUCCCGGGUUGCCCCAGGAGAACUCCGCUCGGGAGGCCAAGGACCAGAAGAGGAAAUGCUUUGAGGAGGCUGCCUCCGCGUCCUUCCCCGAAAAGAAGCCCCGGCUUGAAGAUCGUCAGUCCUUUCGUAACACAAUUGAAAGUGUUCACCCAGAAAAGCCACAGCCUACUAAAGAGGAGCCCAAAGUCCCACCCAUCCGGAUUCAACUUUCACGUAUUAAACCACCCUGGGUGGUUAAAGGUCAGCCCGCUUACCAGAUAUGCCCCAGGAUCAUCCCCAACACGGAGCCCUCCAGCCGGGGCAGGGCCGGGGCCAGAACCCUCGCAGACAUCAAGGCCCGCGCUCUGCAAGCCCGAGCCCAGCGCGAAGCUGCCGCAGCCGCCAUCGGGGGUGGGGGCGGCCCAGGCGGAGGGAGAAGCCCGGACGAAGGAGGUGGCGGAAGAGAACCCGGCGGCCGCUCAGAGCACAGGAGAUCGAAGAGAACUCGUGGAAAGCGUUCGUCAGAUCUACAGCGAGCACAACUACUGUCGUCUCGCCGUCUGAACGGGGAAGAGGCGCGCGCCGAGGGGGCUGCCCGGGAGGCCGACGCCGGUUCCUGCCUCUCUUCCAGACCAGAGCCCUUUUCUCCCGAGGGCGAGGGGAGCGGUGAUCUGCCGGGCGCGGCGGGCGCUGGCUCAGGGGAAGCUCAGCCCGGGGAUGGUUCGCCUGGGAGGCAGCUCCGUGGUGCUUUGGCUGGGUCGUCCUUAGACAAUGCAGCUUCGGAGAAGCAGGAGGAGAGCCCCGAGCAGCUCCUCCGCCACCCAAGGACCGAAACCCCGUCUUGUGGUGCACCGCAGGAGAGGCAGAGCACAAAGCUGAAGCGCGCGGUUCCCCCGGUAAACGGUCUGUCGUGUUCUCAGGUGCAGGGAGCCGCGGUCAGUCCUGUGGGAGGCAGGGCCGGGGCGGCUCCCGCCGUGCAGCUGGGCCGUCGCUCUGAUGUGGAGGGGAGCUCCUCCGGCGGUCCUGCUCCUCUGCCGGAGUUCUCGUCAGGGGGUAAAGAGCGCCGUGAGCCAGAAACGGUGCCGAGGUUUAGAUUUAAUGGCUCUGAAACGGUUGUGGGAAAAUGCGUGGCCGACGGCGCUGACUCCGAGGCGGGGGGGGCUGGAGCGGGGGGAGCGGCCCCUGCGCUGCGCGGCUUCGCGCACCUGCAGGCGGAGGAAGAGGGCGACGGCGAACGAAGCGGCGAGGAAGAGAGCGCGGAGCCUCCGCUGAAGCCCUCUCCGCGGGGCGGCUCUGUUUCCCGGGGCAGGAUAGACGCCUCUGGAACACUUCUGCAGCGGAGGGAGAGGGGCCCCAGAGCAGAACCAGAAGACGCACAUCGGGCACCGGGAGAGACUCGGGAGCUCAAG